UUAUGUUGUUUUGUUUUUGGAUGUUGCUUCGUGCGCAGUGUGUUCUCUGUGUGAUCUCUUUGCUGAAGGUUGUGAGAAGUAUUUAAGGAGAGUGGCAGCUGGGCCAUGUCUGGCUGGAAACAGCACCCUCUGCUACUGCAGCUGAAGGCUGCUGAUGAGCAGCUCUCAAGUGGCCUGUUCCUGGCCUCAAACAAUGGUUCACCUUUGGCCCACUACCGGCCUACGAUGCAGAUGCUUGAGUACUCAGCACAUGGCAUCCCAUGGCUCUUGGUGACGUGCCUACUCAUUUGGUUCGUCACUGACCGAGAUUUGGAGGCAUUUUACGUCAACUUGCUGAUAGCACUCGUGUUGGACCUCAUUGCUGUGGCCUGUAUUAAGGCAGUAGCUCGGCGGAAACGACCCCCAGUCAACGUGCACGACAUGUUCUUCACGGUAUCAAUCGAUAACCACUCAUUCCCAUCGGGUCAUGCAUCACGUGUCGUCUUCCUUGCAUGCCUGUUUAUGAACUACACAACAAUCAAUGUGGUCUUCAAGGUUGUUUCAUUGGUGUGGAGCCUUUCUGUGGUUGCAUCACGGGUGCUGCUGGGACGGCACUAUGUUGGUGAUGUGGUGGGUGGUGCCAUACUUGGACUGAUUGAGUAUUUCAUCAUCAUGAACAUCUUUUGGAUGAAUACUGACACUGCACUGAGUUUUGCAUCGUUCUUCACAACAUUUGAUAACCUGCAUGGUGGCAUUAAGGAAGUGGAGGUUUGAAGAAAGCUGGGUGGCCGCAUGACACCUCUGGUUGUAGAUAGUGUCGUCACUUAAUGCCCCUCUUUGUGGUGCUCAUGUUACAGCCCAGUGUUUUUGUUGCGAUCACUUCAUCAACAUUUUAUUUUGGUUCGAAAUAGUGUCAGCAACAGAUACAGCAGCAGCAUAAGACACCAUGAAAUAGUUUGCCAAUGCUUUUUAGCUUACAGUAGGCUACAUUUAAGACAAAUUUGGAGAUGCCUUCAAAAUCAGCCCAUCUCCUAAAAAGUUUGGCACCUCGCCAGAUAUUAGCAUCGUAAAUAAGCAAGCCUGUUGCAUUGAUCACGUAGUGAUUAUUGUUUCUACAAAAUAUUACACCUAUAUAUGCCACAAAAACUACUGAAAAUUCAAACGAAAGCCUGCGCAUUAUUUUUAUUAAUGCAGCCAUUCUCCUUGUCCGCAAGCUUGUCAAAGUUCUCACCUGUACAAUCCAAGAUGAUUAUGCACUGCACAACGUAAAAAUAGCCAGCCUAAGUGUGAACAUGGGGAUUUCCCUGAUAAUCAAAGUGCAGAAAACUGCUCCCAGAAAUGCACCGCACAGUAAGAAGGGAAGAGAUUAAAAAAAAAAGACGGACUGGGCUUGGGUAUAAGUUUGAUGUGGGGCCACUAUGGCAAAAGGUAAAAGAGCAGUGUGGCUUGCAAAACACUAUUCCAGGCAAUGGAAUAAAGCUUAUGCUACAAGGAAGGCAGUUCCCAUCCUUGCAUUCACUUGCUUUUAUCUCUGCCAUUAGUAAACCGUUUUGAAAAUUUGUUGAUAAAUUGCUUCCUGAAAGACACUUCACAGCUUCCAGUACAUAGCAAAUGUUCGAUGAUGCCUAGUGAGUGUUUUUUUUUUUUUUUUUUUUUAGGUGCACUGAAUUAGUGGAAGAAUAAACAGAGGUCCCUGUUUUAGAGGUUAAGAAGAGGCUCAGCUUAUCAAACUAUCCAUCUAGACAAGGUCCCUCUUGAAGGGAAUUAAUAUACAGUGUAUAAUGCCGAGAAAAGAAAUAAGACAUACUGUUCUAUGACGUCAUUACAGUAAAUGCAUAUUCAAUAAGAAAAAUGCCGACAAGGGAGUUCUUCGAGGGUCCACUUUCACUAGUACUGCAUAACCCAUUGAAUUUCCUUCUUUAUGAAAUGGAGCUUGUGGGCAUGAUUCGGUAUUGAAUGCCAAUCUCUUAAUACAAACUGCAAUGUUGUAAACUGAGACACUGGCAUUGUCACAUGCCUGCACAUGUUUAUUCAAAUUGUAAAUUGGUGUUUGUGUCACUGAUUAGAGUUUAGGAACAUAACAGAGCAUAUAUCGUCCACAGCUUAUUAAGCUAAAUAAAUCUAAGACCAUAUUGUCUUGGGUGCAACCUGAUUUUACUUUCUUUGGUAAAAACAGCCCAAGAUAUCCUCAAAUGAUGGAACUGCAUCUAGAAAAAUACUCACUUUCUGCCCAGUUAAACCACAAGAAGUAAUGAUAGAAAUUAAAGGUGCUUAAUCCCACAAAGCUCAAACACCAUUCCAGAUUAACGAAAAUUAAAACUUGAUCAUCUUUGUUUUUCAUCAUAGAAAAUACCUUUGUACAAAAAAAGUGAAAUGGUAUUUGAGUUAUUAAUCAAUUAGUAUAUUGAAUAAUUAACUAAUUAUUAACUGGGUUGUCAAGCUAUCCACAACUGAAACUGCUCUAACAUGUCAAAAACACCACUAUGGGUCCUGCAUCGAGUUUCCCAUGCUUAAAUCAGCAUUUUGAGGCAUCAAAUUUGGCGUAUAAAAAAUUAUAUGUUGGGCUUUCUGAGGUUAAUAUUUACUUAGUGAAAUAUGUGAAGCCUAUAAAUGAAUGCCGUUGUAUGUGUUGGGGGCCAUGUAACGGUGCUUUCCUGUCCGGUAACAUAAAUUAGCUUGUAGGUCAAAUUAUUAGGUGCUGGGAGCAGCUAAUUAUACUUUCAAGCUUAAAAGCUGUGGAGAACUUGAAACAUGAAAUCCUGCAAUAUAUAUCACUGCUUCGUGAUACACAUUGCUCCCAGCAACUUUGGUGCACUUGCAUCAGGGUUCCAAUAAUGCUUGAAAACCACCAGGAAAAGUAUUUCUUGGGCAGUGAGGACACACUUGCACAACUGCCUGUAGCAGGUGUGUUGUAAGGAUAAUCCGCCUUGUAUGUCUCGACUCCUUGAGUUGUUUUGCCUUUGGAACUUUUGCUGUUGACAAAAAUGUCAAGGCAACACACAAGCCACAUUUUUGCACACUCACUUCUCUCACACACCUUAAAUUGAAACCUAUCCAGUUGCUGUUCCAUGGUGCAUACUUUCAAAAGGUGGUGACCUUGGGUGCUGCUUGCUAAUGCCAUAAUUGUUAAUAGGUAACUAACCGAAAUAUGAGCAUUUUCCUAAUGGCAGGACAGUGCACACGCCUAGCAGAGUAGCAACACAGCCGUCAAAUCCCAGGGUGAGUACUACAGGAAAGAUUUAAAUUGAAGCACUUACUCUUUGUGUGGUGGGAAUCAGAGGCUUCUACCAUGGAUUUUUGAUGAGAACAAGAGUGUGACCUGCCAUAUACACUGAAAAUGCCAUAAGUAUGUAUGUCUAUUACCAUUCUGUAGUGCCACUAGCCAGGGUCGAGUGUUAGGCACCAAAAUGUUGGAAUUUUAAAUGUUAGUAGUGGCAAUUAGCUGUGAAUUGUGUGCUCACUUCCAGGCAGCUACAAAACUAAUCAGGUAUUACCAGAAUAACUCUACUGAUUAUGCAGGCUGUAUUCCAUCCAUGCCAACUGUGUGAUACAAAAUUCACAUUUUGCUGGUUAUAUCUGCUCAUCAGCCAAUGUAUGACUACUUGGCCAUCUGACUGAAAACAAAAAGUAUCCUUGUUAAUUAUUCCCAGAAUAAUGCAAUGUACACACUUUUUUUCUCUAUGUAGCUCUAGUGUAACUGAUUGUCGUGUAGGUACUGCUACUGCUACACAUGCUGCCGGAGGCAUAUCACUUCUUUGCAGAGCAGUGACUCAAAUGACACAUGAAAUAGAGCUAGCUGACAUUGUGGCCUGAUUGUCUGGCUGGCCCUGUGAGAUAAUACAGCUGCUUGAAAGAAUGUGUGAUGUCUGCUGAAUAUUGCUUGUGCACAACACGGCAGGUAGUGCAUAAACAUUCAUGUAAGCAAGACAUCACUGUAGACACAUACUAGCUUGGGUUUUCAUACUAACAAAGCCCAAGAAAAAUACUAACGGCCCGUGAUGUUUCCUCAGACUGGUUCUUAAAAGAAGGGCAUUUUCUUUCACUCUGCCUCAUGGAAUGAAGAGUUAAAACUUGAUUCAUGCUUCGUCAGAUAACAGGUUAUUUUACUUUUCUGAUACAUGCAGGGUGCAAAUGGGCAUUUACAUCAGUUGUGGGCCACAAAUAUUGAAACUGGUGACUGCAUGUGUUUUGUUCUACAAUAUCUGUAGGGCUGAUAUCGCAUAUCGUGACAGUCAAACGAGUAUCAUGGAGUAAAGGUCUUGCAUUUCAAUGAUGAAGAUACUUAAAUAAAACUUUUUAACCAAUGUGUUCUGAAGUUUUUUUUUUUUUUUUUAAUUUUCUACCUAUUGUUUGUCUGCGAAAUCGUUAUUGUACAUGUAAGAACUCUUUUUCUUAAGAGACUAUACGUGAUUGCACAUAUGCAGCAUAGGCAGUCAUAAGAACUGCAAGCUAAUCAUUGUGCUACAUGUCUGUUUCAGUCUUUGUGAUCAUUGCAACAGUUGUGGUAUAUACUAAAAAAGUCUGAUUUUUCAAAGCUAUCAAACUAUCUGCUAGAAUCUGGCCUAGAGAUUCAGGCACAGUUGAAGUUUCUUCUUUCGCUUUUUCUGUUUCAGAAAUUUUGUUAAAACCUUAACCUCAUGGCUAAAAAUUGUUAUGGCAUCCACCAUAUCAUUGUUAUUUUAGUUGCUGAUAGCAGGCUUGCAUACACUUGAAGUGGAAUAUUUCUAUACUAUAUUUAUCUCCCAUAGUUGUGUGCCUUGACCAUAAUGACUUUAAUAAUGGUGCCAAAAAGAACCUCUUGUACUGGAAAAAAAAGUUUUACAUAUAUAUAUAAGGAUUCAGUAUAUGUUGGAAUGUUUUUUCUGACCAGACAGCUUGAUGAGCAAGAGUGCUAUGCAAUGUCUUGCAUGUGUGUGCCUGUAGCUGCUCUUAGUUACAAUGCAAGGAUGCCAUCACAGAAACUUGUUCACAGUUCUACAUACUACUCAAACAUGUUAUGUUGUCUUCCCAAUUUAGACAUGCUUUUCUGAUAUUGCGAAAACAGAGAAUGCCUGAAUUUACGCCAGACCUGGUUGUUUCUGAAAUCGCCAGUCGCAGUUGUAGUGCUUGCACAAUGUUUUCUUGGAAACUCGUCUGUGACUUCAAGCUUGAAGUCUGAAUGGAGUUUGCUGAUGCAUGACCAUGCCACAAUGUGAAUUCCAGUAAGUAUAACGUGACAAGUGUGGAUUACCAAAAGGUUAAACAUACUUGCAUGUCACAGUGACAUGUUUGCACUGCGAUGUUGUUGGGAAUUAGUGGUCAUGGAAAAGCAAGGUUCACUUUUCUUGCUUUUAGUUAAAUUACUUAUCGUGUUCUACAGGGUGCACCAUAAUUGCUAUCACACACUUGGAUCAAUAAUAGUGCCUCUGAUUUUUUAGCAUUUCUCCACAUUGUUUCUUCAGUACUUCUUUGGUAUUUUGACCAUAUUUAAUGCUGGUUUGUUCAUUUUUCAAAAAAUGGCAUGCCCUAGCUCACAUCAACCCACAAUCUCGUCCCUGAGCGAGGCCAGACAUUCUCUUUCUGAGGUUGCCAAAAUUCUAAAAAUUACUGCAAGAUUGUCCACUGAGCUCUCAAAUGUGGCAAAUUUAAUUACUUAAACCACAGUGGUCGUCUUGUCUCUGUGGUCUCUUCUCACUUUAAGAAAAAUGUGAAAGGAAUCCAAUGCCAGCCAUGGAGAAGUAUCGGAAGGUUAGCCUUCGAGCUGAAUGUGUCGGCGACAACAGUGAGAAGAGACUUGCAAACUGUAGUGGUGGUCAUCUAGCUAGUUAUAGCAAGUGUCCUACGCGGGCAGCGACAAUAAAGCGAAAGAAAGCGUUUAUCUUGGGGCCAACAGGAAAGGAUGAGAAAAAUAUGAUGAAGAAAAAGACGGAGAGUCGCAGAGAGUCAGACGAAAUCAAAUGGAGCUCAAAGAGUGAAACUGAUUUCCCAAGCCUGAAGCCUUCUCCAGAAAUCCAGGACACAGUGGUGCCAUCGCGCAGCGGACCAGCUAAUGCAGUCGAAUCAAUGAACAGAGGCCCCGGCCGUAGACGAGAAGACUGCUGAACAACCGGAACAGCGAAGUUAUGUGUCUGCACUGCAGCGACCCCAAUUGCAUUGCGAUGAAAAAACACCACAGGAGGACUGUCAGCAGGUGCUACGUGCUCUCUUCAGGGCCUUGCGAUCACACAUAGAGAAGAUGCCGGCGAGCUCGAUGAAGGACAUGCUCAAAGUAGUCCUGGCUCUCGAGUCAGUGAUUCUAAGCUCUGCCUCUUCUUAAAGCACCUAGCAAUAUGGAUGCGGUCAGGACACAAUGCUCACCAUCUCGCCCAAAGCUGCCACUUAUUAUGCAAUGGAACUGGGCGGGUCUUGCGUGCCAUUUACCUGAACUGUCGCUUACCUUACGCAACAUGCCUGUGCCAAUAUUGGCCCUGUCCGAGGCUGGUCUUCCAAGUUCCAGAUCAAUUGCUGGUUAUGUCGCACAUGGAAACCAAAGUAUUCCGACACUUCCGAACGGAAGUGCCAUGCUAUAUGUCAGACGUGAAAUACCACAUUACGUUCUACCAGUUCAAGACCUUUGCAGCAGUGCUCUGGAAGUCACUGCUGUACAAGUGCGGCUGGGAAACCGAAGCCUCAGCGUGGCCUUUGUAGAUGUGAGCUCUCACCUGAAGGUCUCGAUGGGAGAAAUUAUAAGAGACCUCUGCAGCCGCUGCCCAGCUCCGAGGAUUAUAUGUGGGGACUUUAAGCGCACCAUACUCUCUGGGGCGACAAGGCAAUUGAUGCACGUGGGAAGCAAAUUGUUAGGGCUUCAAACACCGAGGGACUCUGCAUGGCCAAUGACAAACAGCCAACGUUUUUUCCACUACCGGCCUCUUACAGUGUCAUUGACUUGACGUUACACUCAGCGGACAUCCUCGCAUCGUCAACGACGAGUAAAGAUAGAAUGGGCAACGACCAUUUUCCUGUCUUCCUUAACAUUGCUGGAUAUAGAACCAAUGGCCGAAGAUCCUGUCCUGUGACGCAUUGGGAUACGUACAGGGACGGCCUAAGCAAAUCAUCUGGAGACCUGUUCGUGGAUAUGCUACGUAGCAAGAGAUUAGCUACCACUGAGCUGAAGCUACUCGACCACUUCCCCGCUCUGGAUCUAAAGCUCUAAAAUCUAUGCGCUGCCCGUAGAAGAGCGGAAUGGAGGCUAAUGAGGACGAAGGGCGACCCCCCAGUGAAGACUAUAUAUAACAGGAUUAACGCAGUGAUUCGACGUUACACAAGGAAACUAAGAAGAGAUCAAUGGGCAACAUUUUGUGCAAGCCUAUCGAUCUUCACGCCAGUUCCAGGGAUAUGGUGGGUCGUUAAUAACCUUGCUGGAUGGAAACUUUCGACCAAACAAGCCAUUUGAAGCCCUAGUAUUGAAGCUAGGCAAGACGCUUGCUUGUCUUGUGAAUGCCUUUGCUGAAAUAUACUCUUCCGGCAGGUCAGCCGGCACAACCAGCCCGUCUCCUCCGCUAUCGGCGUCUCUAAUGGAUGCUCCUUUCACACUCAGAGAGUUGGAACUAGCUAUAAGCAGCCUUCGACGUCGCUGUGCGGUGGGACCUGACCUUAUCAGUAAUCAGAGGCUGACUAACCUACCGGUUGAAAGACAAUGUGAUUUGCAGGCAUUUUUUAACCAAGUGUGGGCCAGCGGGGAUAUCCCACAUUUAUGGAAGGUAGCAUGGGUGGUACCGGUUCUGAAGCCUGGAAAGAAUCCUGCAGCUCUGGACUCAUACAGACUGGUAUCACUGACCUCCUGUGCAGCGAAGCUAAGGGAGAAGAUGGCGUGCAGAAGACUCACUUGGUAUGUCGAGCAGGGUCGAAAACUACCAUCGUGCAUGACUGGGUUUCGGCAGCGUCCAAGCGCUCAAGACAAUGUACUGGGCCUGCCAAGCCACAUAGAACAUUACACUGCGGAUGGCCUGUUGACACUUGCUGUUUUCAUGGAUGUUUCCAAGGCUUACGACUGCGUGUCUCAAAGAGCCAUCAUGAGCCAGUUACAAGUUAUAGGCGUCACAGGUCAUCCCUUGCACUUCAUACAUACGUUCCUCAAUGAUCAUCGCAUCAGAGUUCGUCUUGGCGACACUUUAAGCGAUGAAAUACGUAUAUUUCGCGGCGUGCCACAGGGAAGUGUUUUAUCUCCCUUAUUAUUUAACAUUGCCGUGAGUAGCCUCCCAAGAGUACUAAACCAUCGAACACCAGUGAAGAUAUCUAUAUAUGCCGAUGAUAUCUGCAUAUGGGUCUCCGGCUACCAGCAUCGCUGCCUCACACGAAUAGCCCAGGGAGCAGUAAAAGCCAUUCAGGGCCACUUGGCAACGAUUGGAUUAUCACUAUCAGCAGAGAAAUCAUCAUUCGUACUAUUUCCUGGAGUGAAAAGAAAAUCUACACGCUUGACGCUGAAUUUGGACGGAUACCAGAUUCAACAAGUCACCAAUGUCCGAUUUCUUGGCAUUACCUUAGACCACAGGCUACCCUGGCACCGCGGUGUUGACCGCGUUCUGCCGUCAUCGUCACCCAGGCUACAUUUGCUCAAGCGAGUCGCUGGCAUACGCUGGGGCAACCACCCGACGUCGAUGCUACGGCUACAUACAGCGUUGGUUACCAGUCGGAUCCUGUAUCAGCUACCUCUGAUGUCACCCUCAGAGAGCCAAUAUGAGUGCUUAGAAGCCAUCCACAGAAAACGUAUUUGACUUUGCCUUGGAGUCCCACAGCCAGCAUCAAACUAGAAAGUGCUCUACGAAGCUGAGUCACGCCCUCUGCGACUUCAGGCUUCCCAGGCUCUCAUGAUCUAGCUACUACGAUUGAGUGAGUCUACGCCUGGCAAAUCCCUGUUACGACUUAUAGGUAACAGGCCGUGCUCACAUUUUUAUGCAGCACUGAACACGCUUCGCGUAUUAGGAUUGUGCUGCUCGAGACAGAGGGAAAGGAUAAAACCACCCUGGACAUUCGAGGACAUCACAUGCAACUUAAGUGUACCACGAUUGCAGUCAAAGAGCUGCAUUCCACCUGCAGAAGCCAAGUCAUUAGUCCUGGAACAUCUGAACAGGUCUUACCCGAAUCACCUACAAGUUUACCCAGAUGGCUCUGUCAAAGCAGACGAAGACCACUGCGCAGCUGCAUUCUAUAUUCCAUCUGUACGAUAUACGUGGUCUGGCCGUCUGGACUGUAUAGCCUCGUCGACAGUUGUGGAAGGCGUAGCAAUAGCUUCUGCUCUGCACAAACUAAAGACUUUGCCUCCACAGGAUGUGGUUGUCCUUACGGACUCAAAGGCCGCAUUACAACAACUAUACCGUGGCCUGCCAUCCCUCAAGUUCCCAUGCAAAUCACUAGCCAUCGUGAAAGAACUCAUCAACAAGGGUUCACAGUAAAGUUUCAGUGGAUUCCCUCCCACAUUGGUAUCUCUGGCAACAAAAAAGCUGAUGCGCUUGCAUACGCAGCGCUCUAUCAUCCUCCCAAAGUCAAGGCUCCAAAGAGUAAUCAAGUGCAAAAAUCUGACAUUCGAAAUCACUUUGCGUUGCUUUUGGUUCCACCGCAUAUGCCCUGCGUGACCAAGAGAUUGCACUGAGAGGAAGCCUCACUUCUGUAUCGAACAAGGACAGGAUCUGCUAAUACACCGGCCUGGUUAUUUAAGACGGGGCAAAUCAAUUCUCCGAACUGUACGGCAUGCAACGAGACAGGAGACAUUGAGCACUUUUUGUGGUCCUGCCAGAAAUUCUAAGAUGAAAGGGACGCUCUCCUGAAGAAUCUGCAAAAAAAGGACCUUCCGCAUGCGUGCCUGCAACACCUUAUACUUCCCGAGAGAUCAGUUAUAGCCCUCAAAGAAACUUCAUGUCUCCUUAUCGAAUUCUGAAAAGAGACUGGUUUGAUGGACAUAUCCUUCAGCGGUAUUGCAAGAGACGCUCGGACGGAGCAAUUGCCGGCCUUGAUCGCCAGGCUAAACCCGCCUGUUGCUACAAUUCACCACCACCACCUUGCAAAGGGAGUUCAAGAUAUUCCCCUACAAGUUCCAAAGAAGGCAUGGACUGACAGAGGUGCAGAGAAAAGGAAGAUGGAAAAAAAAAUGGCGGGCCAUGAAUGGAAAACACUUGGAAACCGUCUUCACCAAUGCGAAAAUUUUUGCAUUAGAGGCCCUUCACAACACUGGGAACUCUCAUGUACUUGUUCCGACAUCAGAACUUGCUGAUGCAGCCAGCGGAACAUUUUUUCUAGACUCUCAUGCAGUGUCUGUCAUGCUUUGAGCUGGGGUAACUGCUAUUGGCCACAUUGCUCUUGUUCUCAUGACAAAAAGCGCAUAGAUUGACACUCACACAUACAUUAGAGAUAUUCUAGAGCCUCAUUCACUCCCAAUCCCACUUCUAUGUGGAAUCUUUGAUUUUGCAGCAGGAUGGCGCCCCAGCACAACAAUCGAAGAUCAAAUCAACACCUUAACAGGGGUGUCGCACUUUCACGGCCGACUUUAUUCCAGCUGUAGAGUGGCCAGCGCACUACCCUGACCUGAACCCUAUGGAUCAGAGUAGCCACAUAUAGCCCACACACACAACAUAUGUGUGUGGGCUAUUCUUGAAAAGAAGGCCCGCACCCAUUGGCAUACCAGCAUAGUGGUUCUAAAAGCUUCGCAGGAACGAGUAUGCAUAAAAAUUUCUCUGGGAAUACCUUGCAGGCUGCGAUUUAGGCCUACCCAGAAUGCUUAAAGGCCAUCAUCAAGGUCAAGAUCAUAGACAUUCAAUAAAAUGUAUUGUAUUGCAUUCCUAAUGCAUUGGGUAAAUGCCCUACAAAUGAUCUACUGGGAUAUUUUUAUUCUCAACCAAAAUACUAUACUCCAUCUCAUAAGCUGGUUGCAGCACUGCGGAAGGUACGAGGCGUUCACAGGUAAUAUCCUUGCGCAGCGGUAUAUAGUUCCGGGCGUAACUGGCCGAUUAUUGGCUACACUAGAGAGUUUUAUUUUUGCUCACUACAUGAUACGGUACAGUAAUACGUGAAAUUUUAGGAUCUUUGCAUGUGCAUAUCAUAUACCAAGAAUUACUGUGGCAGUUACUGCCGGUAACCGUAAUAGCCACCCUCACUGUGGCAACAAGGCAGCGCCCAUACAGCACCGCCCGCCCGCUUCGAUCCGAAUUCGCACCUGCUCCUGGCUCUCCGCCCCGUCAGCAAAAAACAAGUGGCAAAAUCCGUCAUUGCUAAGUCCAUCUGAAGCUGAGGUCAAAUCAUUAGGUACAUUUUGUCAUAAUUAUUAAGAUCGGCAGUUUGUUUUCACGUUGCUAGGUCUACGGACACGGCACGGAGCCAUAAAACUGGUUUGAUUUCUAGUUAGCAGAUUGCGCCAUAGCAUUAGCAUUGGUGAUGCGUUGAUGAUGCAGAAUGCUAUAAAAGCCUAAUUGUUCACUGCAUCAUUAAUUUACUACUCCGCUCUAGCAUGGUACAUGAAGAUAGUAGCGAGCAAAUGCCAAGUAGACGCUGUGAACAUUUGUAAGGACUUUCGCCCAUACUUCUUGCUAAGGAGGCUGCUAGGUAACUUCAGGGAAAGCGUACAGGUAAAGCGAAGCUCUGCUGUCGCAUGUGUGCAUUUUUUGCAUCAAUCCACUGACUAUGGAGCCAACCAUGGAGCAUAUAACAGGAUAGCAAGCAGACGCCGACUAGACUCGAGGGGCAUUCGACCUUCCUAUUGGCUGAGAAUUCGUAUAGCUUCCACAGUGCUGCAACCAGUUUUUGAGAUGGAGUAUGGGCAUAAACCUUGUGACAGUAUUUAUGGCACACCCUGUAAUGUAAUUUUCUAGUGCUACUGGAUCCUACUGAAAUGCACAAACAUUUCAUGUCUCUGCAGCUAGUUGCUGUCAUGACCUCCCACACUGACACGUGAAUUGCACUGCUUGUCAAUAUGGUUGGAUGUAGAAGUACGAGUGGGUGUUUGUGGUUUAUAUGUAUAGCAUGUGCUUCAUUGCAGCCCAGUAGUAUAGCAUAUGCAUACGCACAAUGUAAACUGUGGUAGCACAGCUGCAAAUUUUUAUUUUGCAGUUGUGCUGUUACCAAAGGAUAUUGUGAAUACACCUGAUAAUCAUGAAUUGAACUGCACAUUUAACACAAAUCUUCAUGCACUUUGUGCUUUAGUCAUUGGAUGAACUUUUGUGUAAUGGCAUACAUGUGCGCCUUGUAUUAAAUGUAUAUGAGAUAAGUUGCUGUGACAAGUGCAAUAUCAUAGGGUUUGGUCUGGCUAGGGGUGAGUGUAAACUGAAACUGUGAUUAAAGAGGAAUAAAAAUUCGUUUUGUAGUAUUGUAGGUACAAAUUACGAGCAUCAUUGCAUGCAAUUUUUCUUUUAAAAGAACUUAAUUAUGCAAUUUCUAUCCUUUCGGCAUCAUGAACUCCCAGUAACGCCACUCAAUGCAUGGGUCACCCAUGUGCAUUGAACCGAGAUUCACACAACUGUGAUAAGGAUGUUGUUCAAGUAACUUAGGCUUUUAUGGUUGAAUAUUUCUCGAUGGCUGUAUUUCUUCUCUUAUUCUAUGCUUACAUGUAAAUAGGUUCUUAUUGUUCUCUCAGUACACCAUACUGAAGAGCACAGAAAUUUCAUCUAUGUAUGUGUAAUAAUGUUCCUACCUCUAACGGUCGUUGUGCAAAGUGAAAAUGUGGUCCGAUAUGCAGUGGCCAGCAUUGGCAGUGAUAGCAAGCGAUAAAAUGUGGUGGGUAACGACUGCAAGACAAAGUUGUCAUGCCUGUUGUGUUGUGUGUUAGUCUAUGUGUAACAAAGCGUCAUGCUUGUUUUACACGUUGACUGAAGGAAGUUGAGCACAGAGAAACACGAGGAGAAAAGAAGCCACUUUGGACAAGCAAGCUCCUGUGUGUCCAAUGUGCCUUCCUUUAUCCUCGUGUUUCUCUGCACUCAAUUUAGUCUAGAUGUACCCAUAUUCCCGUCCUUGUUUACAAAGUUGUGUUGAUAUCGAACUCUCUUGUGUAAAGCAUUUCUUUAGACUGUGGAGAUCUAUCGCACAAUCUUUUGAACUCAAAGUAUAAAUGUGACUGGGGUGUGUCGCUUGCUUCCUUCGCAGUAUGUACUUAAACAACAAUAAAACAGGCAAUUUUGCCCUGUU
This is a messenger RNA of Dermacentor andersoni, 13104 nucleotides long. Its product is annotated as polyisoprenoid diphosphate/phosphate phosphohydrolase PLPP6-like. The record is from RefSeq and is a predicted model, not a curated record. NCBI's taxonomy places the organism in Eukaryota, Metazoa, Arthropoda, Arachnida, Ixodida, Ixodidae. Gene Ontology annotation, molecular function: sphingosine-1-phosphate phosphatase activity.